Molecule: messenger RNA, 654 nt
Organism: Truncatella angustata
Lineage: Eukaryota; Fungi; Ascomycota; Sordariomycetes; Amphisphaeriales; Sporocadaceae
Exons: 2
Coding region: 1-654 (217 amino acids)
Source: RefSeq, a predicted model, not a curated record
AUGAAGCUCUUAUGCUUACUGCUUCUUCUUUUUGCUCAGGCGCAUGGUAUGGCGUUCCAGCAGCGGGACGUUGAGACGCCGUCGCCUGGACUGUUGCUCGACAGAUAUUCGCAGAGUGGGCUCGAAUUCCACCAGUGGGUGGAGCGAAUGAUCGACGAGGGUCACCUUUACCCUUCCAACGUCACCAGCGACGGCCUCAUCUUUCUUCGCGAUGAGAACGAGAGCUGGACCGUCAAGCUCAAGAACGUAGCGUGCAACAGAAUCCACGGCAGCCGCGACACGCUAAUGAAGGCGCAGUCGCACUUCUGCGGUUGGGUACAGAAAAUAGAACAGAUCAAGGCCAAGGAGAUGGAGGAGGACGUGACCAACGUGCUGUGCGACGACGGGGUGAUUUGCCGGCUGGGCGUCCGCACGGCCUUCGACUUCCUCAAGGUCUUCCCGGACAACGUACAAGACAUCACCAAUGCCUGCAACGAGAUGUUUGACCAGCUGCACUUGGCAUGUCCCGAUGGAGGCGGCGUGGCAGACACCGAGGUUACGGACAAGCAGGGAAAUACCAAGGAGUCAGGCAAGGUUGAGGCUUCAUUCUCCCAUAAUAACGUGGGUGAAUGCAACCCUAGCCAAACGCGUCAAUGCCACGAGCACGAAUUGUGA